AUGAGCUGCUUGCACGACCCGCACGGCGCGUUCAGCUGGGCGGACGGCCCGCUGGGGAGCGGCAGCCCGUCCUUCUUCGCCUCCGACCUCGUCGCCGCGCAUCGCCCUUCGCCCUUCGCGCUCCUCGCACCAUUCCCCAUGUGCGCCGACUCACGCGCCGCGCUGGCGAGCUCGAGUUGGAACGGCGCGGCCGCCCAGCCGAACCACUCCGCUGCGCUCCCCGUGCGCGCCCCGGAGAGCUCCGCGCGGGUCCCAGCGUGGGGCGCAGCAUCAGGCGGCGCUUUGACCCACUCGCAGCCACUGCUGGCCGCAGCAGCAUCGGCUACAGCAGAGCUGUGGGGCGGCAAUGAAACCGCACACGCACAAGCAAGAAGCGCUCUUAACGGGCUAUGCAGCCCCGCUCACAGUUGGCGAGAGGCAGCAGAGGCGUGUCACACACACUCGCCUUCACGCCGCGGUGGCGCUGCUGCCGCGAGCGCCACUGGCGGUGCAGACGAGUCGGCGAGCAGGGCUGCUGCUGCUAGUGCAGGUGGGGGGCAGGGUGCGUGUGGGUGUACCGCGGUGGAAAGGGAGGACGCGAGAAGGACCCCAUCGGACCGUGGCAAGCUUAGGCGCUCCCUAACAGCCGGAGCAGCCAUGCUGGCGGGAGGAGGAGAGGAGACGGGCGACAGAGCAGAUUUGGGCGCGUGGCGUGCAGUUAGUGGCGCCGGGGGGAGCCAAGCCACCACUUCCGCACUCACCUCCUCUCGACACCUCCAAUCCUGUGUGUCCGCUGCUGCUGCUCCCUUAGAGACUGGUGAGGAGGGUGAGGAGGGAUGGAUGUGGGAGUACCAGGGGUGCUGCGAGCACAGCAGUUGGAACUACAGCAGUGCUGCCGCCCACUCCCCGGAGACACACCGCCACUCUCGCAGCACUGCGCGCACCACUAGCUCCUCCUUCUUCUCCCCGUCGCACCACUCGUUCAGCCCUGCCCACGACCUGCUGCCUUCCCCUGCUUCCACCCACCUCUCUGCCCUGCAUCCAUGGUGUGCCGCCGUCUCUCGUGCCCCGUGCUGUGCUGUGCGCUCUUCUGCAGCUGCCACGGGUGGUGCCGUGUGCGCGGCAGCAGGAUGGACACCAUGGAAUCACGGCGCUCCCCCAUCCACACCUGCCACACCUGCACUGCCGCCCAUCCCCGUUGCGCCGCCCAGCACUGCCCCUCCUCCGCCGUCCACGCCCAGCCCGGCACAGCUGCAGCAGGCCUUCCCGUGUGCUGCUGUCAAGGCUGUUGUCAAGGGUGCUGUGGGCGAUGAGGGCAAGACGGGCAGGUGGUGGGCGAGGCUCACACGGCCGUGGUGGCGGCAGCACACGGACGGGCGGAGGCGGGCAGGGAGGGCCCGCACCCUCUGUGAGCUGCUCACCUGCUGGGUGCUCUCAUCAUGA
Messenger RNA from Closterium sp. Naga37s-1, 1422 nucleotides. The record is from the annotation of a GenBank genome assembly. Lineage: Eukaryota; Viridiplantae; Streptophyta; Zygnematophyceae; Desmidiales; Closteriaceae.